AUCCAUCUUCCACAAUUGUAUUUGCAAUUACCCUCGACGUCACGCAGAACCACCUCAUUCGUCAGAUGAGUGGACGUGACCAUGUCUCCCUCGAUCACAACCACGCUUUCCGCGUCUCCUGGGGCGGAGGUGGCGACAGGGGGCAAGGACGAUUUCUUCUGGGCGUACACUGAAGAGCCGCACAAGACGAGAAGACUCGAGAUCAUCAAAGCCCAUCCCGAGGUCCUGAAACUUUGCGGCCCCGAGCCCUUGACCAUCCCUCUCGUUCUCGCCGUCGUCGGCCUCCAGAUCUUCUGCGCCUACCUCCUCCGCCACACCGCAUUCCUCUCCUGGCCCUUCAUUCUCACCGCUUACAUCAUCGGCGCAACUGCCAACCAAAACCUCUUCCUCGCCAUCCACGAAAUCUCGCACAACCUGGCCUUCAAGUCCCCGCUGGCCAACCGACUCUUCGCCAUCAUUGCCAACCUCCCCAUCGGCAUCCCCUACUCUGCCUCAUUCCGCCCCUAUCAUCUCACCCAUCACAAGUCUCUUGGAGUCGAUGGCCUUGACACCGACGUGCCUACCACCGUCGAGGCCUGGCUGCUGGACUCCGUUGCCGGCAAGGCAUUCUUCUGCACCUUUCAGAUUCUAUUCUACGCCAUCCGUCCGAUGAUGGUAUACAAGCUGCCUCUGACAUGGAUCCACGCGCUGAACAUUGCCUCGCAGCUGGCUUUUGACUUUGCCGUUGUGCGAGCAUUUGGUGGCCGGGCCCUCGCCUACUUCAUCCUCAGCUCAUUCCUCGCCGGCUCUCUGCAUCCAUGUGCGGGACAUUUCAUCGCCGAGCAUUACGUCUUCAAUCAAUUGGCGGCCUCGUCGGCUGUCAAGACUUCAGUGCCAACAGAGACCUACUCCUACUACGGAGUAUUGAACCUGCUGACCUACAACGUUGGCCUGCAUAAUGAACAUCACGACUUCCCUGCGAUACCAUGGACGAGGUUAUGGAAAUUGAACGAGGUUGCAAACGAAUUCUACCGCGAUCUUCCGUGCCACCACAGCUGGGUCGGGGUGAUGUGGCAAUUUGUCACCGACAAGGACGUUGGGCUGUGGUGUCGAGUGAAGAGGAAAGAAGGGGGUCGGAAGGUCGGAGGGAAUGGGAAGCAACAUCGACAGCCAUUGGAUGCCACGCUCUAGAUGAUAGAUGAUAGAAUAGAAUGAUCA
Neohortaea acidophila is the source of this 1197-nucleotide messenger RNA. RefSeq names its product fatty acid desaturase-domain-containing protein. The record is from RefSeq and is a predicted model, not a curated record. Gene Ontology annotation, cellular component: membrane. The transcript is spliced from 2 exons. The coding region runs from base 82 to 1170 and encodes 362 amino acids. Gene Ontology annotation, molecular function: sphingolipid delta-4 desaturase activity. NCBI's taxonomy places the organism in Eukaryota, Fungi, Ascomycota, Dothideomycetes, Mycosphaerellales, Teratosphaeriaceae. Gene Ontology annotation, biological process: ceramide biosynthetic process.